This is a messenger RNA of Pistacia vera, 683 nucleotides long. Its product is annotated as MLP-like protein 43. Gene Ontology annotation, biological process: defense response. Lineage: Eukaryota; Viridiplantae; Streptophyta; Magnoliopsida; Sapindales; Anacardiaceae. The transcript is spliced from 2 exons. The record is from RefSeq and is a predicted model, not a curated record. Bases 73 to 528 code for a protein of 151 amino acids.
UUCUUUUUCUCAUCCUUCGGCCUCUACAAAUCUUAUUUGUUCCUUUGAUUUCUGAGUAAAAAAAAAACAACUAUGGCCAAAAUGUCGAAGAUGGAGGUCAAAACGGAGGUGAAUUCCUCCGCCGAAAAGUUUUAUAAUGUCUUUAGGCAUGAGGUUCAGCUCAUGCCCAAGAUUAUUCCUGAAAAAAUAAAGGACGUAAAGCUUCUUCAAGGUGACUGGGGCACUGUUGGCUCAGUCAAACUUUGGACCUACGUGCCUGACAAAAAUGCAGUGGUUGUUAAGGAGAUGAUAGAAGCAAUAGAUGAUGAAAACAAGACGAUCAAAUUCAAAAUUUUGGAUGGAGGUAUCAUGAAGUAUUACAACAGUUUCGAGUCCACCAUUCAAGUAACAGCAAAAGAAAAAGGUAGCUUGGUGAAAUGGGCAGCAGAAUAUGAGAAAUUAACAGACGAUGUCCCAGAUCCAAAAGGUCAACUUGAUUUUGCUCUUGAACUUUCAAAAGACAUUGAUAAUCAUCUUCUUAAGGCAUAGAAUACCGAUGGCGUUGUGACAAUUUGUACUAAAUUAAUUUCUUGUAUUAAUAAAUCCAGUUUCGAACUUGGAUUCGACAACAGAUUAAUGAUUUUAUAAGAUAAAAUUAUUAAAAUAAAACAUUAAUUGUGGAGCUUGUAGAAGUUAUGAUGAAU